CCUGUCAUGGCAGCCGCAUUGAGUAGCUGUUCCUUGAGCAGUUGUUAUCGGAUCGCGGCGGGAAGACAGUGCCUUGCCGUCCCCGGACUGGUGAAAUGCUUUGACCGAUGUAUUUAAAGAGACCUGCCACUGGUCUCGCCUUCUGUUUAUUCUACGUGGCUUCUUAUUUCACCAACAAGUAUGUCCUGUCUGUCCUGAAAUUCACCUACCCUACCCUUUUUCAAGGGUGGCAGACUCUAGUUGGUGGAUUUCUCCUACACAUUUCCUGGAAGAUCGGCUGGGUGGAGAUCAGCAGCAGUUCAAGGUCUGAAGUACUGUCAUGGCUGCCAGCUUCUGCACUUUUUGUGGGCAUUAUUUAUUCAGGUUCCAGGGCCUUAUCCAGAUUGCCAAUUCCUAUCUUUCUUACCUUACACAAUGCUGCAGAAGUUAUAACGUAUGGAAUCGAGACAUUUGUGCAGAAAGAGCAGACCUCUGCUCUAAAAAUCUGUAGAGUGCUGAUGCUACUGGUAGCAACAGGGUGCCUUCCCAUAUAUGACCCACAGUUUGAUACAGAUGGCUAUUUUUGGGCUGUCGUACAUUUGCUAUGUGUUGGCAGUUACAAAGUAUUUCACAAGUUGUGGAAACCUAAUUCUCUAAGUGUCUCUGAGCAACAGUAUAUAAACUAUGCAUUCAGUGUGCUGAUGUUGGCUUUUGCAUCCCACCCAACAGGUGAUCUCUUCAGUGCCUUGGAAUUUCCAUUUUUGUACUUCUACAGCUUUCACAGCAGUUGCUUUGCCAGUGGUCUUCUGGGAUUCCUUCUGACCCUACACACAAUGAAGCUUAAAAGCAACACAACCUCAGGACAAUAUGUGACUUGGAGUUUCCUAGCAAAGGUUAUCACAGCUGGUCUAUCUCCAUUCUUCUUUGAGAUUGCAUUGAAUGUACCGACAGCCUGUUGCCUUUUGCUUGGUGGAUUUGCUGAAGGCUUGCUUCUUUACACUGAAAGGACUGACACGUGAGGAAUGAGGAAGAAGAAGAAAAUAAUUAAAUGUUCCCAUCAGGGAUAAAUUGUUAUGACUGAGAAACCUGAGAAUAAACGUCAAGAGCAACAGCAGCAACAAUGAAGAAUGGCAGAUAAACAGCAAGUUAUCUGCAGUGCGAUCCUAGGCAUGCCUACUCAGAUGUAAGUCCCAUUGAGAUUAAUGAGACUUACUUCCAAGUAGGUGUGUAUAGGGCUGCAGCCUUAAUUCUUUCUUCUGAGCCGCAAAAUGCUCUUAAUAGCAGUUUGGAAAGGUGGGGCUUGAUUAACUUUAUGCCAGCUUUGCUAAAGUGCAGGGUUUCAACUAAACUGGGGAGGGACAGUGCUUAUUCUGCCCACCCCAUCCCUGAUCCAAUCUUUCUUUAACUUCUGCAAAGCAACUGUAAGGAUGCUUCAAUAUAUCUGGGUAGAGGGAAGCAAACAGAUGAAGUAGUGUAGCCACCAUGGCAUGACUUUUGAUUUGGCCACAUUUGAUAAUCAAGUGGUAAAUUCACAGAUUGUCAUCUUUUGGAAUGAGUGUUUAUGUGUCUGCCCCACACUCCUUUAAAAGGUACUGUGCCUUACUUCAAAAUGAGGUAAGCUGGGCCUGUUGCAUUUGGUGGCCCUCCUACUCAUUCUGUGGACCUCUGUCCUAAAGUUCUGCCCUAAUGGCACCACUGCCACUCAGCCACGAAGUUCACUGGACAACCUAGGACCAGUCUCUCUCUCUCUUUUUUUUUUCUUUGCCUAACCUAUCCUAACCUGGUGCUGUCCAGAUGUAUUGGAGUACAACCUAGGACCAAUCUCUCUCUCACUUUUUUUCUUUGCCUAACCUAUCCUAACCUAGUGCUCUCCAGAUGUAUUGGAGUACAUCUCCCAUCAUCCCUAGCCAGCAAGGGCAUGUUUGGGGAAGGCUAGGUUAUAGCAUGGGUGGGCAACGUGUGGCCCUCCAGACCUUUUGGCCUAUAAGUCCCAUGAGCCCUUACCAUUGACUACCCACCCAUGGCUUAUAGGAUUUCAGCCUAAAUUGACUGUGGAUGUCUCUCUGUGCCUGCAGACAAAGGAGAGAGUUGCAGUCUCCCUGUGUCCUUUAGUCUAUGAGAGGACAGGCAUAAUAGUUAAGGUGACUUAACUUUUGUAGUUAUGUAUUUGUGAGUAAAAACAAUUCCUAUUGACUCUGAAGUGUAAGCACAUUGAGGACUGGAAUUUACAAGCUUCUGUAUGAAAACGCAAGUGACAUUAUUAUUGAGCAUGUGCCUUGCAGAGGGGUACCAAUUAUGUAGACGGUUCUCUUCUCAGAGCCUCUGCUGAGUUAUGAGUUGGCCUCCAAGGAGCUGAACGUCCUCCACUGCUUCAUAGCACAAGAAGAGCUGCUUUCCUUGUGGAACACAUCUGUAUUUUUUGAGGAACCAAGGGCUGAGCGACCUGAACCACUGUGAACACACAGGUGCUAUCUCCAGUAAAUUCCGCAGUAACCAGCAUCUCCUGGAAGAUGGACGUACCCAAUCCGAACUGCCAAGUUCAAGCUUGUGACACUUUCUUCUUCUUCUUCUUCUUCUUCUUCUUCUUCUUCUUCUUCUUCUUCUUCUUCUUCUUCUUCUUCUUCUUCACUAAGAGACACAAGGCCUUUGGAGUGAUAACCGAGUGGCACAUCAAAGUUGCAUUGAAUGUAAAAUCAUUCACAAGUAAAUCUUAUUUCUGUUUA
Elgaria multicarinata webbii is the source of this 2702-nucleotide messenger RNA. RefSeq names its product transmembrane protein 241 (gene SLC35D4). Bases 108 to 998 code for a protein of 296 amino acids. The record is from RefSeq and is a predicted model, not a curated record. The transcript has 15 exons. NCBI's taxonomy places the organism in Eukaryota, Metazoa, Chordata, Lepidosauria, Squamata, Anguidae. Gene Ontology annotation, cellular component: Golgi apparatus. Gene Ontology annotation, molecular function: GDP-fucose transmembrane transporter activity; antiporter activity.